Molecule: messenger RNA, 1863 nt
Organism: Solanum tuberosum (potato)
Lineage: Eukaryota; Viridiplantae; Streptophyta; Magnoliopsida; Solanales; Solanaceae
Exons: 1
Coding region: 1-1863 (620 amino acids)
Molecular function (GO): RNA binding
Source: RefSeq, a predicted model, not a curated record
AUGGAAGAAAAUGAAGGUGGGGGGUUGGGGGAUGGCCAUAGGAAUGAAGCUAUUCCAGCUGUUGCGGAUGAUGGGUUUCUAGUUAAAAUAGAAGAAGAAGAAGAUGAUGAUGAUUGUGGGGAUCUUUAUAACAAUAUCAAUGUUGGAGAGAAUUUUCUUCAGUCAGUUCGGAAGAAUGAGGAGGAAGAGAAGGCGGUUGAGCUGCGUCAGGAGACUGGCAAUGCUGCUGUGACGGCUGCAAUUGUAGCGUCUAGGAUUUCGAGUGGAGAUGAUGGGUCUAGGGAUAUGGCAGUUAGGGGGAAUGAAAUGAGAGAUAGAGAUUUGACACCGGCAGCAAGAUUAGAGUCUUCUGUUGCUGGUGGGAUAAAGAUUGAGUGUAGUAAUCCGUCGGGUAAGAUGGCUGAUUUAGCGAAGAAUGCUAGCAGUAAUAUUGUGAAUCGAGAGAUAAUUCAAAGGCCUACUGCUGCUAGUGCUAAUGUUUUAGGAAAUGCUAGGAAUGUUGGGAAUUCAGGGAACGGUAAUAUGGUUAGACGAGGAAUGGUUAGUGGGAAUGCAAUGGGUAGUAUGGGCAGUUCCAGGGCCUUAGGUGGAGGAGACGGUAGUGGAGGGACGAUUUUAUUUGUUGGUAAUCUGCAUUGGUGGACAACAGAUGCUCAAGUGGAGUUAGAGUUAAGCAGAUAUGGAGCUGUGGAGGAUGUUAAGUUUUUUGAUGAAAUAGCUUCUGGGAAGUCGAAUGGAUAUUGUCGGGCUGAGUUUUCUGAACCUGCAGCUGCCAUGGCAUGUAGGGAAGGGAUGGAUGGACAUUAUUUCAAUGGGCGGGCCUGUGUGGUCAGAUUUGCUUCACCAUCUUCGCUAAAGAGCUUGGAAGAGGGACGGAUGAAUCGAAUUAAUCUGUAUUAUAGUCUAAGUCAGACCGCUUCAGUGAAUCGAAUUAAUCGGUACAAUGCUACUGUUGGUAAUUUUCAAGAUGGUGGGAAUUUGGGCAGAGCAGGUCCUCAGAUGAUGGGGGUUAGGGGUCCACUUGGUCCUAAGAGAAAUAGGGUUGAUGGCGUUGUAGGAAGAGAGCUUAUGGGGAAUGCUGGAGGUGGACUCGAACAAGGUAUAGGUGCUGCAUCUUCAUCGAAUCAUCGUCAAACAAUGAUGGGCCAAGGAUUUCAUCCUGGUUUUGGAGGGCCUAUGGGGAAUGCUGGAGGUGGACUCAGACAAGGUAUAGGUGCUGCAUCUUCAUUGAUUCAUCCUCAAACAAUGAUGGGUCAAGGCCUUUAUUCUGCUUUCAGAGGGCCUAUGGGGAGAAUGGGUGGUUAUGGAGGAUUCUCUGGUGGUCUAACUCUACCUUUUUCAGGUAGGUUGACUCCAUUUCCACCUGCACAUUUUAGGAGAGGAAUGCCCAUGAAUAGUAUAGGAAUGAUGCCUCGUGCUGGUAUGGAGGGACCUAAUAUGGGCAGAUGGACUGGAGAUGAGCAUGGCUACAGGGCAGGAGAGUCAAGUAAUGUGGCAGAAUCUGAUUAUCAGUAUGGAGAAGAAAGCCGUGAUAGGGGCACUUGGCCUAGUAACAGAGAAAAUGAUAGGCCUGAUUCUUCAGACAGAAGAUAUAUAGACGACAGAGAACCUUCAGGGCGUGAUCAUGAUUGGCAAGAAAGGAGACGCCAAGAUGAUAGAGAUGUUGAAAGCUCUAGAGGUCGUGACCAUGACCCUGCGAGGCAUCAAGAUAGGGAACACAAGCGUGGUCAUCAUAGGGAUGAUAAUGCUGAUCGUCAUAGGCACAGGGACGAGAGAAAGAACAUGAUGAUGAACAGGACAGAGGAAGAUCAUCAAGUACACAGACCAAAUCACAGUCAAAAUCAAAGGGGAAGGCCCCCAUGA